CGCUGAUAUGUAAAGGAAACGAUUGCUUUAAGCUGCCUUGAACCAUCCAGUGAACCAUUUUGAUCGAAGUGCCCCAAUCUAAAGACAUGGCAGAGGAACAGCAUCAAGAUCGCCUGGAUGUCUUCUGUCAGCACACAGAAGAUCUUAAGGAAGGUGUAACACAGUCAGGAGAUAAGUCUAGACCAACGAAUGUUUCUGAUAAUGUGAAACAGCAACAUUCAGAAGAGGAUCCAAACAACAGUGGUGAAGACACGGUGCCCAAAUUUAAAGAUGAUAAUUCAGCUGAAAAUAAGGGGGUGCCUGGUACAGAAGGAUCUUCUCCUUCAGAAGGGGACGACAUAACAAAUACAGGGGACAACAUUUUGGCUGAUAAUGAAAGUCAUGGUGAUUACAACAGAGAGUCACAAAAGACAGAUGAGUCAGCUACGACUACUAAGAAGAUUUCAGAUGAGUUUUCCUCAGCAAGUGUUUCAACAGCAGGGGAGACAGCAACAGAGAUAGGAAACCACUAGAAGCAAACCCUCUGGAAAUACUGAAUGACAGAAUGGAUGAGCAGGUUGAUGGGCCCACAAAAAGAGACUCCACAGCCAUUAAUGAUACAAACAUCGAAGAUGGGGAAGAUUUGUUGAACACUUCAGCUCUAGAAGACGAAAAGGACACACUGCAGAAUGCAGCUCCAGAAGAGACACCAAUUCUGUUGCAAACAUCAGAGGUGGAACAGUCAGAUGAACAGGGAAAUAAUGUAGAAACCAUUGGCCCAACCUCUGCUGAGGCAACUGAAGCAGCAGUUUCAGAGGCUGCUAACAUUUCUGCUGAUGAUAAUUCAGCUGAAAAUAAGGGGGUGCCUGGUACAGAAGGAUCUUCUCCUUCAGAAGGGGACGACAUAACAAAUACAGGGGAGAACAUUUUGGCUGAUAAUGAAAGUCAUGGUGAUUACAACAGAGAGUCACAAAAGACAGAUGAGUCAGCUACGACUACUAAGAAGAUUUCAGAUGAGUUUUCCUCAGCAAGUGUUUCAACAGCAGGGGAAGACUGCAACAGAGAUAAGAAACCACUAGAAGCAAACCCUCUGGAAGUACUGAAUGACAGAAUGGAUGAGCAGGUUGAUGGGCCCACAAAAAGAGACUCCACAGCCAUUAAUGAUACAAACAUCAAAGAUGGGCAAGGUUUGUUGAAUACUUCAGCUCUAGAAGACGAAAAGGACACACUGCAGAAUGCAGCUCCAGAAGAGACACCAAUUCCGUUAAAAACACCAGAGGUGGAACAGUCAGAUGAACAGGGAAAGAAUGUAGAAACCAUUGGCCCAACCUCUGCUGAGGCAACUGAAGCAGCUGUUUCAGGGGCUGCUAACAUUUCUGCUGCAGGGGAAGACUGCAACAGAGAUAGGAAACCACUAGAAGCAAACCCUCUGGAAGUACUGAAUGACAGAACGAAUGAGCAGGUUGAUGGGCCCACAAAAAGAGACCCCACAGCCAUUAAUGAUACAAACAUCGAAGAUGGGGAAGAUUUGUUGAAUACUUCAGCUCUAGAAGACGAAAAGGACACACUGCAGAAUGCAGCUCCAGAAGAGACACCAAUUCUGUUAAAAACAUCAGAGGUGGAACAGUCAGAUGAACAGGGAAAGAAUGUAGAAACCAUUGGCCCAACCUCUGCUGAGGCAACUGAAGCAGCAGUUUCAGGGGCUGCUAACAUUUCUGCUGCAGGGGAAGACUGCAACAGAGAUAGGAAACCACUAGAAGCAAGCCCUCUGCAAGACACAAUGGAUGAGCAGGUUGAUGACAGAAUGGAUGAGCAGGUUGAUGGGCCCACAAAAAGAGACUCCACAGCCAUUAAUGAUACAAACAUCGAAGAUGGGGAAGGUUUGUUGAAUACUUCAGCUCUAGAAGACGAAAAGGACACACUGCAGAAUGCAGCUCCAGAAGAGACACCAAUUCCGUUAAAAACAUCAGAGGUGGAACAGUCAGAUGAACAGGGAAAUAAUGGAGAAACCAUUGGCCCAACCUCUGCUGAGGCAACUGAAGCAGCAGUUGCAGGGGCUGCUAACAUUUCUGCUGCAGGGGAAGACUGCAACAGAGAUAGGAAACCACUAGAAGCAAACCCUCCGGAAGUACUGAAUGACAGAAUGGAUGAGCAGGUUGAUGAGCCCACAAAAAGAGACUCCACAGCCAUUAAUGAUACAAACAUCGAAGAUGGGGAAGAUUUGUUGAAUACUUCAGCUCUAGAAGACAAAAAGGACACACUGCAGAAUGCAGCUCCAGAAGAGACACCAAUUCUGUUAAAAACAUCAGAGGUGGAACAGUCAGAUGAACAGGGAAAUAAUGUAGAAACCAUUGGCCCAACCUCUGCUGAGGCAACUGAAGCAGCAGUUUCAGGGGCUGCUAACAUUUCUGCUGCAGGGGAAGACUGCAACAGAGAUAGGAAACCACUAGAAGCAAACCCUCCGGAAGUACUGAAUGACAGAAUGGAUGAGCAGGUUGAUGGGCCCACAAAAAGAGACCCCACAGCCAUUAAUGAUACAAACAUCGAAGAUGGGGAAGAUUUGUUGAAUACUUCAGCUCUAGAAGACGAAAAGGACACACUGCAGAAUGCAGCUCCAGAAGAGACACCAAUUCUGUUAAAAACACCAGAGGUGGAACAGUCGGAUGAACAGGGAAAUAAUGUAGAAACCAUUGGCCCAACCUCUGCUGAGGCAACUGAAGCAGCAGUUUCAGGGGCUGCUAACAUUUCUGCUGCAGGGGAAGACUGCAACAGAGAUAGGAAACCACUAGAAGCAAACCCUCCGGAAGUACUGAAUGACAGAAUGGAUGAGCAGGUUGAUGGGCCCACAAAAAGAGACCCCACAGCCAUUAAUGAUACAAACAUCGAAGAUGGGGAAGAUUUGUUGAAUACUUCAGCUCUAGAAGACAAAAAGGACACACUGCAGAAUGCAGCUCCAGAAGAGACACCAAUUCUGUUAAAAACAUCAGAGGUGGAACAGUCAGAUGAACAGGGAAAUAAUGUAGAAACCAUUGGCCCAACCUCUGCUGAGGCAACUGAAGCAGCAGUUUCAGGGGCUGCUAACAUUUCUGCUGCAGGGGAAGACUGCAACAGAGAUAGGAAACCACUAGAAGCAAACCCUCCGGAAGUACUGAAUGACAGAAUGGAUGAGCAGGUUGAUGGGCCCACAAAAAGAGACCCCACAGCCAUUAAUGAUACAAACAUCGAAGAUGGGGAAGAUUUGUUGAAUACUUCAGCUCUAGAAGACGAAAAGGACACACUGCAGAAUGCAGCUCCAGAAGAGACACCAAUUCUGUUAAAAACAUCAGAGGUGGAACAGUCAGAUGAACAGGGAAAUAAUGUAGAAACCAUUGGCCCAACCUCUGCUGAGGCAACUGAAGCAGCAGUUUCAGGGGCUGCUAACAUUUCUGCUGCAGGGGAAGACUGCAACAGAGAUAGGAAACCACUAGAAGCAAACCCUCCGGAAGUACUGAAUGACAGAAUGGAUGAGCAGGUUGAUGGGCCCACAAAAAGAGACCCCACAGCCAUUAAUGAUACAAACAUCGAAGAUGGGGAAGAUUUGUUGAAUACUUCAGCUCUAGAAGACGAAAAGGACACACUGCAGAAUGCAGCUCCAGAAGAGACACCAAUUCUGUUAAAAACAUCAGAGGUGGAACAGUCAGAUGAACAGGGAAAUAAUGUAGAAACCAUUGGCCCAACCUCUGCUGAGGCAACUGAAGCAGCAGUUUCAGGGGCUGCUAACAUUUCUGCUGGAAAAAAAAUAUUCUGGAUAGUAGUGUGUGGAGUGGCUAUCCUAGGCAUCCUGAUACAGCAUCACCUAAAAUCUGAAUCUCCACCUCAGAAAAAGGAUGUACGGCAAAUAGACAUCUUCCUCAAGCAGAUGGAAAAAGUAAAGACUCAGUUUCCUAACCAGCGUGCUGUACUCUGGACCAGGAGCAGAAUCCACCUGAAGAGACACCUCCAGACUGCCCAGCCCACUGAGCCAGUGAGUCUAAUCCUGACAUCUGGUCUCAAAGCUGAGAGAACGCUGCACUGCUUAGCUCAGAGUUUGGCCUCUGCCUUCUCCUCUGCACUCAAUGCCUCUGUCCUCCACAUCGAUGGAGCCAGCAAAGCCAGCCAAGACAGUGACCAAGUCAAGUUGGACAUUGACAGCAAGUUACAGGGAGCUUUCGAGGGAGACAAACCUGUAGCUGUCAUUCAUCGCUUUGAAGAGUUGCCUCCAGGCUCCACGCUCAUUUUCUACCGCUACUGUGAUCACGAAAAUGCUGCGUAUAAAAAGACUUUUCUGAUUUUUACAGUACUGCUAGGUGAGGAAGAGGAGAUCCCUACAAAGAUUCACUUGAGCACUGUGGAAGAGAUGGUGGACGAUCACCUUCAGAAAAAGUUUCUGUCUGAUGACUACCCUGUGUCCUUUGAUAGGAUGGACCUCGAUAAGUAUGUUGGUCUGUGGAGCUGCAUUUCUCACCUUAUCCUGCCUGUGGCAGCAGAGGAAAGCGUAGAACAGGAAGGGUGUUAAAGAGCACAGCCACUCCAGUUUGAGCUUUGAGUCUAAGCACUCACAUAUCUAUCAGAUCUCUGACUUUCUGGGGCUCUUUGUAGUGAUUUUAAAGAUCUGAAUGGUUCUUGUAAAUUUAAAUAAUGUUCAGCACAGAUGAAGAUUGAAUAAGACAUAAUGCUAUGGGAUAUUUGUAAAAACUGCUUCCAUUCAUUGUACAAAAAUUAGAUACAAAAUUCUAUAGCACUUUAUUCUUUUAGUCCUUUGAUCAAUUGUAAAUGAUAAAUCGCAGAGUAGAAAAUAGGAUUUUAAUAGAUUUUAAUGUGAACUGCUGCAUUUAAAACUUAUUUAAUGCAAGAUUAGAUUAUUAUUUAAAUAAUGAUCAUAAAACAAGUACCAGGUAUAGCUAUUAUUUUGGCAUCACAACACAGGGUUACGUUUUUGUUUAAUUUUCUAUUGUGUCAAAAUCUUUUUCAUACCUACAUGGCACCAUUUGCCUUGUUUGAAAAUUCUAUGUCCUUUUUUUCUGUAUACAUGUACAUGUUUCACUUCAAGUAGAAAUUUAAUGGGUAAAAAUCUGUAUAAAUGUGCCUUAAAAUAACAAUAAACUAUUGUAUUUAAA
This is a messenger RNA of Melanotaenia boesemani (Boeseman's rainbowfish), 5114 nucleotides long. RefSeq lists its product as uncharacterized. The transcript is spliced from 25 exons. Gene Ontology annotation, biological process: membrane organization. Gene Ontology annotation, cellular component: membrane. Lineage: Eukaryota; Metazoa; Chordata; Actinopteri; Atheriniformes; Melanotaeniidae. The record is from RefSeq and is a predicted model, not a curated record. The coding region runs from base 545 to 4513 and encodes 1322 amino acids. Gene Ontology annotation, molecular function: ATPase activator activity.